Messenger RNA from Abrus precatorius (Indian licorice), 1579 nucleotides. Its product is annotated as fatty alcohol:caffeoyl-CoA acyltransferase-like. Gene Ontology annotation, molecular function: acyltransferase activity, transferring groups other than amino-acyl groups. The coding region runs from base 221 to 1579 and encodes 452 amino acids. NCBI's taxonomy places the organism in Eukaryota, Viridiplantae, Streptophyta, Magnoliopsida, Fabales, Fabaceae. The record is from RefSeq and is a predicted model, not a curated record. The transcript has 2 exons.
CUAAAUGCUUCCUUUGUAUUGUAUAUAUACAGUUCUUCGCUGUUUCUUCUUCCAUUCCAUUCAUUCACCUUUUCAUUCAAUCAUCUCUUCCUUCCCUUCUCUUCUUUCUUUCACUCUCUUUAUAUAACUGUUGACAUAUCAAUCAUCAUCAUUAUCAUAAAAAACAGUUAGCAUGAAUUGAAGGUCUAUAAUUAUAGUAUAUAUAAAGCAAACUUAAUAUAUGUUAAAAUCUAUGGAACUCCCUGAUUGUAUCUAUAGUAGCCAACCAGUUACCAUUCUCCCAUGUGCUCCAACACCAAAACAUUCUCUCUAUCUCUCUAAUCUUGACGACCAAAAGUUCUUGAGGUUCUCCAUUAAGUAUAUGUACCUCUUCAAGAAAUCCGUGAGCUUGGAUAUCUUGAAGUCGUCUUUAUCAAGAGUUCUAGUGGAUUAUUACCCUUUAGCUGGAAGGUUGAGGAGGACUAGCUCCCAAGAUGAUCACAAGCUUGAGGUGGAUUGCAAUGGAGAAGGUGCUGUGUUUGCCGAGGCUUUCAUGGACACUACUACUCAAGAAUUACUUGAACCUUCCAAGACUCCAAACAAGUCAUGGAGGAAGUUCUUGUAUAAGGUCGAAGCUCAGAGUUUCCUAGAUGUCCCCCCUCUUGUAGUCCAGGUAACAAGUCUGUGCUGCGGGGGAAUGAUCCUGUGCACCGCGAUCAGCCACUGCCUAUGCGACGGCAUCGGCACGUCUCAGUUUCUCCACGCUUGGGCCCAACUCACCGCCAAGCCCCAAGCCCAUUUGACCAUCAUGCCCUUUCACUGCCGACACCCUCUAAAGCCCAGAAAACCCCCACAAGUAAAGUUCCGGCAUCCGGGAUACACCGCAGCAAGCCCAAGCCCUCAAGUGAACCUCUUCAACCUGAUACAGUCACACCCCUUGGUACCCACAUCCCUCACCCUCACCCCUUCCCACCUCCUUUGCCUCAAGAAGCAGUGCAUCCCCCCUCUCAAGUGCACCUCAUUCGAAGCAGUUGCGGCGCACACGUGGCGCUCUUGGAUUCGAUCACUUAACCCAUCACCGCCCUCCACUCUCCUUGUCAAACUACUGUUCUCGGUCAACGUUAGAACAAUAGUUAAUCUACCACACGGGUAUUACGGAAACGGGUUUUUACUAGCGUGCGCUGAAAGCACCGUAGAGGAUUUAGUGAAGGGCAAGCUUGAGCAUGGUGUGAAACUUGUGCAAGAAGGCAAGGCGAGGUUGAAAGAUGAAGAGUACGUAAGAUCAGUGGUUGAUUUGUUGGAGGACAAGACGGUAAAAACAGAUCUUUCUACUACUUUGGUUAUAUCACAGUGGUCUAAACUGGGUUUGGAAGAGGUUGAUUUUGGAGAGGGUAAGGCUUUGCAUAUGGGUCCUUUGACCACUGAUAUUUACUGCUUGUUUUUGCCGGUUAUGGAUGAUGUUGACGCCGUGAGAGUGGUAUUGUCUGUGCCGGAGAACAUGGUCGACUCUUUUCACUAUCACAUGAAACAAGGUUGGCAAACUAAACAACAAAAUGGAGAUGAUGAUAACAAUGGGUAUCAUGAAAAUGGAUUCCUAUGA